Molecule: messenger RNA, 1422 nt
Organism: Daldinia childiae
Lineage: Eukaryota; Fungi; Ascomycota; Sordariomycetes; Xylariales; Hypoxylaceae
Exons: 2
Coding region: 1-1422 (473 amino acids)
Biological process (GO): regulation of exit from mitosis; maintenance of rDNA
Source: RefSeq, a predicted model, not a curated record
AUGCCGCCGCGACUAGUGCGUCGGAGACCGCUCGCCGAGCGUGUCAAGGCGAUGCUGAACCCUAUGGAUUUCCUCCUGUGGCUAUCCGAAGAAAUCGAGACGCGCGACUGGAACUCCAAGCUUGUCGGCACUCAGAUGGGCGUGGCUAUGAACUUCGCUUUCCUGCUCGCCAGGGCCAAUAGUGGUGGUUCUCACGCUGUAGAUCCUGUAUUCGAAGAUGGUUCAGUGUCUGGUUGGUUUACCUUCUUUGUCGGCACUAUGAUCUGGUCAUUGGCUGGCUUCUCGGCCGUUAAUGCGACCUACACCAUGUAUCGAUCCCGUCACUACCGACUAUUCGAAGCGGAUGUGGAGAAGGAGCCUGAAACCCCUUCAGCGCAUCGCGUUCGCGUCCAGUCCUCCCCCGUAUCAUCAUCGCCUUUACGAUUCUUGACGGGUAUGAUGGGCUCAGAGAGUGCCGAGUCGCGAGCGCAUCCCGAUCGAAACCGAGACGUGUGGGAGGUGUCGGUUUGGGACCCGCUGCCGAUUUGUCUGCAAAUAUUCUGCUUAUUUAGUCCUGGCCACGUUUUGGUCUACACGAUGUUUCUACCACUGGCCCCUUUGGAUACGAGGCCAAGCAUUACCGUUUUGAAUUGCAUCGUAUUGCAACUCAUCCUAUCAGGGCAGCUACUCCUAUUUCAGAACAGAUUUACUCAGCAAAACAAGGACACGGCUAUCAUCCAAAAACAAGUUAUGCACGAGUACGAUACCAAAUUUGUCCAUCCCAAUCUAUAUCCCACGGUCAGGGAUGCAGCAACGCAAAUAUCGCAGAAUGACGAUGGUGACGAUCUCGAUGAGGAUAUACAAGUUGGCAUGCCUACUGUUCAGCUUCGACGAGGCUUCCGAACGCGACCGAACCCCAACUAUGUCAAGCAUAUUGAUCCAGAUCGUAGCAGUGGCUUUUCCAAUAGUAGUUCCGGACUAUUCACCCCUCCUGUAUCAAAGAGAUAUACCGACAGUCUAGGAAGUGAUAUUAGAGGUCGCACUCCUUUAGCUGCUGCCAAGCCUCCUCAUCGGAGAGGCACAUCGGGUCUCUCUACAUCAUUUAACCCAAAUUCAUCCCAAUUAGGAACUUCUACGAACUACACCUCUGCUCUUUCCUCUUCUACCAACACCGGUAACCACGGAGGCGAUGGAGGAUAUAUGGGCGUAUAUACCCACCCACAAUCACCCCUGAAGAAGGCCCCUAGUUUAGGCGAGCUUCAGUUUAGAUCACCGCGUAAUAACAGCGAGAUGGCUCAACUCGAGCAAUACCAAUCGGCAAGAGAUCGUAGCGUCAGUCCUAUGAAGAGUAUUAGGAAAAGCACUGGGGCUACGAACUCUCAACCGGGUACUUGGGGACGAGCUCAACCAUCAUACGAGAGAUAUCCCUCCAUGUGGCGAUAG